CGCUGGCUCCUGGGGGUCGCAGGGAGUUACAGGGUCCCCGGCCUUGUGGGGGCUGCUCCAGCCCUGCUCCGCCCUCAGGGUCUGCUGGUUCCGGGCACCCCGGAGCGGUCGGAGCCCCUCGCUGCUCUGUCUGUGCUCCCCCCGGGCACCCCCAGCCUGGUGGGGGGCUUGUGACAGAGCCUCUGCCGAGGGGGUUUGCCCCGAGCCUGGGCUCCGCCUGGCCUGUUUUCUUCCUGCAUCCAGAUAACUCCCAAUUUGUGACUCUGUACGCUGAAGAUAAUUUGAGUAACACCUCUGUGGCGUGAAGAUCCCUGCGCUGGUCUUUGUUGCGUUUUAGAAACGCGCAAGGAGGGAGGGAGGCAGGCUGUGGGUUUCUAUUAAACACAAAAUUGCUAGAAAUGCUUGGUUGUUUUUUUUUUUUUUUUUUAAACAGGAGGGAAAAGAGCUUUGGAAACUGGGGUCUGCCUGCUAGAGUCCUGCGUGGGGGGAAGACACCACUGCCAUGCUGGAGGCCCCUGGGUGGUCUGUGCGUGGAGCAGAGCACGAUGCCUUUCCUGCACGGCUUCCGCAGGAUCAUCUUCGAGUAUCAGCCCCUGGUAGACGAGAUCUUGGGGUUGCUGGCGAUACAGGAUGCGGAACGGCAGAGUGCCCUUGAGAGCCCUGCCUGUCUGGGCAGCGACAGGAGCCAGCUCUCAGCUGUGAGACGAGUCUUGGAGAGGGAGACCCACUCCCCGUUUUAUCAGGAAGGUGUGAGCUAUGCCCUGCUGAAAGUCACCGAGCUGGGGCUCGUCCCCGCUGCAGAAAUCCUCCUGGAGUUUGGAGCUGACCUCAGCUUUGAAGAUCCAGUCACCUACUACACCCCCCUGCACAUCGCAGUGCUCCGCAACCAGCUGGACAUGGUGGAGCUUCUGGUGCACCACGGGGCUGACAUCAACCGGAGAGACCGGAUCCAUGAGAGCAGUCCCCUUGAUCUGGCCAGCGAGGAGCCCGAGCGGUUGCCGUGCCUCCAGCGGCUGCUUCAGCUGGGGGCCAAUGUCAAUGCAGCUGACAAAAACGGAAAGACAGCGCUGUUGCACGCCCUCGCCAGCAGUGAUGGUGUCCAGAUCCACAACACCGACAGCAUCCGUCUCCUGCUGGAAGGAGGUGCGGACGUGAGGGCCGCCACCAAAGAUGGUGACACUGUCUUUACUUACGUCAUCUUUCUGCUGGGAGAAAUGGUGUGCAGUAACACCGAGGAGGCACAGGUGAUCAAUCACUUCUGCUUUCGUGUCACGCAGCUGCUGCUAGCCCACGGUGCCAACCCCAGCGAGUGCCCAGCCCCCGAGUCCCUCACCCACCUCUGCUUCAAAAGCUUCAAACGCCACUUCCCGCUGCUGCGUUUCUUGCUGGAGUCAGGUGCUGCCUACAACUGCUCCCUCCAUGGUCCCUCAUGCUGGUCGGGCUUCCACAUCAUCUUCGAGUGCCUCUGCUCGCACCUCAGCGUCUCUGAAGAUGACAGCUUCUCUACAGACCUCAUCCAGAAGGGUCAGACUCUGCUGGAGCUCAUGAUGGCCAGUUCACAAACCAUCCAGCUGCCCAGCAACUUUGAGGUCAACACCAGCAGCUGUAGGUACCACGGGGAGAAGAUCAGGACUCUCUUCUGCUCUCUGAAGCAGCUGGAGCGCUCCCCUCAGGCACUGAAACAUCUCUGCAGGGUGUUUAUCCGGCAGCGCCUUAAACCGUGGCCAGUAGAUGUCAAAAUCAAGGCUCUACCUCUUCCAGACAGGCUGAAGUGGUACCUCCUCAUUGACCACGCUGCUGCUGGGCACGAGGACCUCUGAGCCUGACUAACGCCUCUCUACCUCCCCACCUCCGUGGUCACGCUGUGCCUACAGCCACCAAAUCUCUGCUCUGGGCCGGUUUUCUCCACAGCAAGAGGUGUUGCUGUCCACGCACACACCCACAGCUUGGCCGGUGCUGCCCACGGUGCAUUUUGGGGCGUGUGUUUUUUUGGGUACGAUGCCACAUAGAGGCCUCUGGGGCAUGUUGUGGGGAGGCAGGCAGAGCUCUGUGGCUCCCUGAGGGGGAAGAGAGCCCUGGGGAGCUGGAUACUGGGGCAGAAAGCUGGUUUGUGUGGCUUUUAAGAAAAAGCCUGGCAGGCAGGACCAGCAGGGCAGUUGGGGUGGUGUGAUUGGAAAGGCAGCCUGUCCUCUCUCCCUCCAGCCCUGCUGGGUCUUGGGGGGGUGAAGCAGUGCCUUAGGUGACCAGCAGAGUUGUGAGAUGCCUGGGGGUGCAGGGAGAAGAGGUGUUCCCUGUGCCAGGAGAGUGCUGGCAUUGGUGUCCUGGUGCUAGGGGUCUGGCAUCUCCAUGUGGAUGCCUUCCUUGCUCACUCAGGCUUCUGAAACCAGGGCUGGGAGUGAGGGGAAGUGGGGCUGGCGGUGGUGGCCAGCUGCUCUGCAGCCUCUGAGUUUCUGCACCCCAUCCUCCCGGCACAGAGGACCAUCCCCCAAGGAUAUCUCAGAGGUGCUGGGCUCCAAAACAGACAAAUGGAUGUUUCUUGGCUUUGUGGUGCAAUGCCUGUGCAAGGAUGAGGAACGGGCAGCUAACUGCUGAGAGCCUUGGGCCUCCCCCCCUGUUCCUUGGCUCUCCCUUGCUGACUGCUCCCAGGACCGUGGUUUCCAGUGCCUCCUUCCCAGGAACAAGUUGCAGCAGGACUCGGCGUUUUCUUUCCAGCCUGCUACUGGAAGCUACAAACUCUGGGGCCACACAUGGAGGUCCUGUGCCCCAGCCUUGCCACAGCUGUCUGGCUCCCCCUUCUAGGCAUCUGCUUCUUCAUGACAUGCCAAAGACUGGCUGCAGAGCUGAGCCCCCCACGUUUUUGUUGUUUUUUGUUUGUCAUGGGAGGCAAAUGCAGAAGAGGAUGAAAAGAGAAAGGAUCUAUUCCAAGUAGGUACAGUUUAUCCCAGGUGGAUCUGGGAUCCACCUGCAGAAGAGUUGUCUCCCCCCAUUGCCCUCCUGGCAGCAUCUGAAUUUUGCCUUCUCCCACCCUGUGGAACUGGAGCUGUGCAUUUCGAUGAAUUGAUGUUUAAAAAAAAAAAAAAAAUGUGAUACUCCCCUGGUGUCUGAAAUGGGAAACGAGCAAUUAAACAAGGCCUUUUAUAAUAA
Molecule: messenger RNA, 3144 nt
Organism: Tyto alba (common barn owl)
Lineage: Eukaryota; Metazoa; Chordata; Aves; Strigiformes; Tytonidae
Gene: ASB6
Product: ankyrin repeat and SOCS box containing 6
Exons: 6
Coding region: 399-1820 (473 amino acids)
Biological process (GO): protein ubiquitination; intracellular signal transduction
Cellular component (GO): BRCA1-BARD1 complex
Molecular function (GO): protein binding
Source: RefSeq, a predicted model, not a curated record